This is a messenger RNA of Phacochoerus africanus (Common warthog), 2870 nucleotides long. RefSeq names its product coiled-coil domain containing 9 (gene CCDC9). NCBI's taxonomy places the organism in Eukaryota, Metazoa, Chordata, Mammalia, Artiodactyla, Suidae. Bases 313 to 2046 code for a protein of 577 amino acids. The transcript is spliced from 15 exons. The record is from RefSeq and is a predicted model, not a curated record.
GGGGCGGGGCCAGAGUGUUGGCUGGGAAAAUCCGAAGCCGGGUUGAGGGGCGACAGCUUCUUGACGCGAGCGUGCGGGCGGGGCCGGAAAGUUUGGCUUUGCCCGGGGUGGGCCGGUGGCGUUCCGACCGGCUGGAGAAGGGAGCUUUUUCCCUGGAAAGCCGCAGGUGGGCCAGAAAGUUUUGACCGUGUAGAGGCGGGUACAGUAUUCUCUAGGGAAGUCGCAUCAGGCCCAGGAAGCCUCGCCAGAACUCCCAGUGGCAUUUUCUGCAGAGGAAGUUUGCUGGGACCCUGGCUCCACUCAACCAGCAGAAUGUCAGCCACACUGGAUCUGAAAUCGAAGGAGGAGAAGGAUGCUGAGCUGGACAAGAGGAUCGAGGCUCUUCGGCGGAAGAAUGAGGCCCUCAUCCGGCGCUACCAGGAGAUCGAGGAGGACCGUAAAAAAGCUGAACUCGAGGGAGUAGCGGUGACAGCGCCGCGGAAGGGCCGCUUGGUGGAGAAGGAGAAUGUGGCAGUGGGAACGGAGAAGACCCUGGGUCCCUCCCGGAGGUCUCCUGGGACCCCUCGGCCCCCCGGGGCCAGCAAGGGAGGCCGGAUCCCCCCACAGCAGGGAGGCCGCGCAGGCAUGUGCCGGGCCUCCCACAGCUGGGAAGACAGUCCUGGGGAGCAGCUUCGAGGAGGAGCUGGGGGCCGAGGCCGGAGGGGUCGGGGCAGGGGAUCCCCGCGUCUCGCUGGAGCUGGAGAUGCCUCGACUGCCGACCGCAAAUCCAAGGAGUGGGAGGAGCGGCGCAGGCAGAAUAUCGAGAAGAUGAACGAGGAGAUGGAGAAGAUUGCCCAGUACGAGCGCAACCAGCGGGAAGGCGUGCUGGAGCCCAACCCGGUGCGGAACUUUCUGGACGACCCCCGGCGUCGCAGCGGGCCGCUGGAGGAGCCUGAGCGGGACCGCCGGGAAGGCAGCCGCCGGCACGGGCGCAACUGGGGGGGCUCCGACUUUGAGCGGGUGCGCUGCGGCCUCGAGCAGGAGCGGCAGGGCCGCCGGGCAGGCCUGGGCAGUGCCGGGGACAUGACGCUCUCCAUGACCGGCCGAGAGCGGUCGGAGUACCUGCGCUGGAAGCAGGAGCGGGAGAAGAUUGACCAGGAGCGGCUGCAGAGGCACCGCAAGCCCACUGGCCAGUGGCGGCGGGAGUGGGACGCUGAGAAGACCGAUGGCAUGUUUAAGGAUGGCCCAGCUGCUGCCCCCGAACCAUCGCACCGCUAUGACGACCAGGCUUGGGCCCGGCCCCCCAAGCCCCCCACUUUCAGGGAGUUCCUGUCCCAGCACAAAGCUGAGGUCAGCCGCAGAAGGAGGAAGAGUGGUCGACCCCAGGCCAAGGCAGUGCCCCGGGCCUACAGUGACCAUGAUGACCGCUGGGAGUCGAAGGAGGCCAUGUCCCCGGCCCCUGAGCCCCCACAGCCCAUGGGCCCCGAGGAGCCGCCCACACAGCUGCCUGAGACCCCGGCCCCUGCCCAUCAGCCUCCCGAGGACGAGGGCGAGGAGUACGAGGGGGAGGAGGGGGAGGGCGAGGAAGAGGAGUGGGAAGACAUGAGCGAGGAGGAGAUCGAGGAAGAAGAAGAGGCGGAGGCGGAGGAGGAGGAGGAGGAGGAGGAGGAGCCCGCGCCCCCGGGAGACCACCAGCCCCACAAGGCCGAGCCCAGCGGGAGCCCCGCCCGGGAACACGCUGACCAAGAGCCUGCCAGGCCUGAGGAGCCCCUGCCGCCUCCCCAAGCCCCUGCCACACCUUCCAGCCCUUUCUCGCCCUCUGGGGGCCACCAGCCUGUGUCGGACUGGGGUGAAGAGAUGGAGCUGAAUUCUCCCCGGACCCCCCACCCGGCAGAUGCCCUCUCUCCGGGAGGUGACCCGCCAGCCUCUGCUUCCUUGGAGAGUGGGCCCAGCCUCCCAGGAGCCCAGAAAGCUGAAGAGGAGGGGUCUGAGGCAGCUCCAGAGGCGGGCCGCGAGGGCCAGGAGACAGCGAUCAGCGACUUCCAGAGGGCCUCCCCGAAUUCCUGAAGACGCUGCUGGGAGGGGACUGAAGCUUCCCCUCCUUGACGGGGAGGGGGCGGCAGAAGGGGAUUAGUCUGGUUCUCCAGGCAGUGCUCCCUCCUCCCUGGAGCCCACUCUGGACCUCAUGGCUUUAGAGAGACAGCAGUUGACGGUGGUGGGGGAGGAGCUGGGGAAGGGGCGUGACUGGGGUGUGGGGCGGAGCUGGAACUUCGGGGUUUGAGCUUAGACCUCAGGACACAAGUAUGGAGAGGGCAGGUCCGUGGGGGGCGUGGUCAGGGCGCCUGGGCGGGGCGGAACCACCGGAGCAGGUUUAGAUUGGGAAUCCUUGAUGCAGGUGUAGGGCGCCUCCCGGGCCAGGGGGGCGUGGUUUAGGAUGCGCAGUUCAAACCAGUGGAGUGGAAAGAGGCGAAGCCUGGGCUGGAGAUGGGUGAGGGUAGGGGGAGAAGAGGGUGAUCAGAUCGAGUGCUGAAGUCCAGUUUGAUUUGGAGAAAGGCAAGUUAAAACUGGGGCGGAACUGCGGCUAAGGAGGGGCGGGACUUAUAAGCCCUGAGCUUGGCAAGGGGUUGGUGGAACUAGACGCCUGGAAGAAGUCUGAGUUCCGAAAGGGGACGGGUUUAGGGCGCGGGGAGAAGGACAAAAAGAGAGUGGAGCUAAGCGCCGGGCCGGGUAAAACACCGACGCCUGGCGGGAGUCGACUGGGCUUGUAUUUGAGAAAAAUCGAGAUAAUGCAUGCCUGCGGCGGGUCCAGAGCCAAGGAGGGCGGGGUCAGAAGGCUGUAGUUAAGCCUUGGUUUGAUAAUGGUUGGCCGGAGGCCGGGGAGGGGGAGUGCC